GAGGACUUUUUGCCAAUGGUCCAAAGCGACAUGUCCAAGUCGCCUCCCACAGCGGCGGCGGCGGUGGCGCAGGAGAUCCAGAUGGAACUGCUGGACAACGCGGCUCCCGCGGGGGCGCUUGGAGCACAGUCAUAUGGAAAAGGAGCCAGAAGGAAAAACAGAUUUAAAGGAUCCGAUGGGAGCACGUCAUCCGACACUACCUCAAAUAGUUUUGUUCGUCAGGGUUCGGCAGACUCCUACACCAGCCGUCCAUCCGAUUCAGAUGUGUCUCUGGAGGAGGACCGGGAGGCAGUGCGCAGAGAAGCUGAACGACAGGCCCAGGCACAGUUGGAAAAAGCAAAGACAAAACCCGUUGCAUUUGCAGUUCGGACAAAUGUCAGCUAUAGUGCAGCCCAUGAAGAUGAUGUUCCAGUGCCAGGCAUGGCCAUUUCGUUUGAAGCAAAAGAUUUUCUGCAUGUUAAGGAAAAAUUUAAUAAUGACUGGUGGAUAGGGCGACUGGUUAAAGAAGGCUGUGAAAUCGGAUUCAUUCCAAGCCCAGUUAAACUAGAAAACAUGAGGCUACAGCAUGAGCAGAGAGCCAAGCAAGGGAAAUUCUACUCCAGUAAAUCAGGAGGAAAUUCUUCAUCCAGUUUGGGUGACAUUGUUCCUAGUUCCAGAAAAUCUACACCUCCAUCAUCUGCUAUAGACAUAGAUGCUACUGGCUUAGAUGCAGAAGAAAAUGAUAUUCCAGCAAACCACCGCUCCCCUAAGCCCAGUGCAAACAGUGUAACGUCACCCCACUCCAAAGAGAAAAGAAUGCCCUUCUUUAAGAAGACAGAGCACACUCCUCCUUAUGAUGUUGUACCUUCCAUGCGGCCAGUGGUCCUAGUGGGCCCCUCUCUGAAGGGUUAUGAGGUCACAGAUAUGAUGCAAAAAGCAUUGUUUGAUUUUUUAAAACACAGAUUUGAAGGGCGGAUAUCUAUCACAAGGGUCACUGCUGACAUUUCCCUUGCCAAACGCUCAGUAUUAAACAAUCCCAGUAAGCAUGCAAUAAUAGAAAGAUCCAACACAAGAUCAAGCUUAGCGGAAGUUCAGAGUGAAAUCGAAAGGAUCUUUGAACUUGCAAGAACAUUGCAACUGGUAGUUCUUGAUGCGGAUACUAUUAAUCAUCCAGCUCAACUCAGUAAAACAUCUUUGGCCCCUAUCAUAGUAUAUGUAAAGAUUUCGAGUCCUAAGGUUUUACAAAGGUUAAUAAAAUCUCGAGGGAAAUCCCAAGCUAAACACCUCAAUGUCCAGAUGGUAGCAGCAGAUAAACUGGCUCAGUGCCCUCCAGAGUUGUUUGAUGUGAUCCUGGAUGAGAACCAGCUUGAAGAUGCUUGUGAGCACCUUGCUGACUAUCUGGAGGCCUACUGGAAGGCCACUCAUCCUCCCAGCAGCAACCUCCCCAACCCUCUCCUUAGCCGUACCUUAGCCACUUCAACUCUGAGCCCCACCCUAGCCUCUAACUCACAGGGUUCUCAAGGUGAUCAGAGGACUGAUCGCUCAGCUCCUGCCCGUUCUGCUUCCCAAGCUGAAGAAGAACCUUGUUUGGAACCAGUCAAGAAAUCCCAGCAUCGCUCCUCCUCCUCUGCCACACACCAUAACCAUCRCAGUGGUACGAGUCGAGGGCUCUCCAGGCAAGAGACUUUUGACUCUGAAACCCAGGAGAGUCGAGACUCUGCCUAUGUGGAGCCAAAGGAAGAUUAUUCCCAUGAACAUGUGGACCACUAUGCCCCACAUCGUGACCAUAACCACAGAGAUGAGACCCAUGGGAGCAGUGACCACAGACACAGGGAGUCUCGGCACCGUUCGAGGGACACAGACCAGGACCACAAUGAGUGCAACAAACAACGAAGCCGUCAUAAAUCCAAGGAUCGCUACUGUGACAAGGAUGGAGAAGUAAUAUCCAAAAAGCGGAAUGAUGCYGGGGAGUGGAAUAGGGAUGUUUACAUCCGCCAAUGACUUUUGCCCUUUGUCUCCCCCUCCCUCAAGUCCCCUCAAACAAUCUUUGGGGUCUACAUUGCAAUCACAUGUGAUCUGUCUUGUAUAUUUUGUAUUGCUGUUGCUUAAAUAGCAAUAGCAUGAAAUAGAGUAUUAAUAUCCAUUAUUUUCUUUUGGAAGUGCUAUAUAAACUGGCCUGGUACAGCAGUUCUCUGGUUAUAUACUAGACUCUUCAAAACCUGUUUGAGGUAGCUGCCACAUGAACAAAAUCUUUUGCCGUCCAGACAACGUUGGUGUUUUAAGAAAUGUAGAUGAUGUACAUCCAGCAAGCCAGAUUCAGCACAGAUUAAAAAGUGGAAUUUCUUGGUUCUCCAGAUUUUUAAUACCCAGAUACCUGAUGGGCAUAUUCAUUCAUUCAUGGACCACUGUUUCUUGCUUGUACCUCUGGCUGACUAAAUUUGGGGACAGAUUCAGUCUUGCCUUAUACAAAGGGGAUCAUAAAGUUAGAUUCUAUUUUCUAUGUACUAGUACUGUGUACUGUAUAGACAGUUUG
This is a messenger RNA of Urocitellus parryii (Arctic ground squirrel), 2512 nucleotides long. It is a transcript of the gene Cacnb2, whose product is annotated as calcium voltage-gated channel auxiliary subunit beta 2. The record is from RefSeq and is a predicted model, not a curated record. NCBI's taxonomy places the organism in Eukaryota, Metazoa, Chordata, Mammalia, Rodentia, Sciuridae. Gene Ontology annotation, biological process: calcium ion transmembrane transport. Gene Ontology annotation, cellular component: voltage-gated calcium channel complex. Gene Ontology annotation, molecular function: voltage-gated calcium channel activity; protein binding.